GCGGCAGCGGCGGCGUGGAAACUGGCGUGGGCUGGGGGGUCCGAGCCGCGGGGGGCAGUGCCAUGCACAAGCACCAGCACUGCUGUAAGUGCCCCGAGUGCUAUGAGGUGACCCGCCUGGCCGCCCUGCGGCGAAUUGAGCCUCCGGGCUAUGGCGAAUGGGGGCAGGUGCCUGACCCCUAUGGGCCAGGUGGGGGCAACGGGGCUAGCUCUGGUUAUGGGGGCUACAGCUCGCAGACUCUGCCCUCCCAGGCAGGGGCCACCCCCACCCCUCGCACCAAGGCCAAGCUCAUCCCUACCAGCCGAGAUGUGGGGCCAGUGCCCCCUAAGCCAGUCCCAGGCAAGAACACCCCCAAACUCAACGGCAGUGGCCCCAACUGGUGGCCUGAGUGCACCUGUACCAACCGGGACUGGUAUGAGCAGGCCAGCUCCGCACCCCUCCUAGUGAACCCCGAGGCCCUGGAGUCCAGCCUCUGGGUGAAUGGCAGCGAUGGCAUGUUCAAAUAUGAGGAGAUAGUGCUGGAGCGGGGCAACUCUGGCCUGGGCUUCAGUAUUGCAGGUGGCAUUGACAACCCCCAUGUCCCUGAUGACCCCGGCAUUUUUAUUACCAAGAUCAUUCCCGGUGGAGCAGCUGCCAUGGAUGGGAGGCUGGGGGUGAAUGACUGUGUGCUUCGGGUGAAUGAGGUGGACGUGUCGGAGGUGGUGCACAGCCGGGCUGUGGAGGCGCUGAAGGAGGCAGGGCCUGUGGUGCGGUUGGUGGUUCGGAGGCGACAGCCUCCACCUGAGACCAUCAUGGAGGUCAACCUACUCAAAGGGCCCAAAGGCCUGGGUUUCAGCAUUGCUGGAGGCAUUGGCAACCAGCACAUCCCAGGAGACAAUAGCAUCUACAUCACGAAGAUCAUUGAGGGGGGAGCUGCUCAGAAGGAUGGACGCCUACAGAUUGGGGACCGGUUGCUGGCGGUGAACAACACAAAUCUACAGGAUGUGAGGCACGAGGAAGCUGUGGCCUCACUGAAGAACACAUCUGAUAUGGUCUAUCUGAAGGUGGCCAAGCCAGGCAGUCUCCAUCUCAACGACAUGUACGCCCCCCCAGACUACGCCAGCACUUUUACUGCCUUGGCUGACAACCACAUAAGCCAUAAUUCCAGCCUGGGUUAUCUCGGGGCAGUGGAGAGCAAGGUCAGCUACCCUGCUCCUCCUCAGGUCCCCCCCACCCGCUACUCUCCUAUUCCCAGGCACAUGCUGGCGGAAGAGGACUUCACCAGAGAGCCCCGCAAGAUCAUCCUGCACAAAGGCUCCACAGGCCUGGGCUUCAACAUCGUAGGAGGAGAGGAUGGAGAAGGCAUUUUUGUCUCCUUCAUCCUGGCAGGAGGCCCAGCCGACCUGAGUGGGGAGCUGCGCAGGGGAGACCGGAUCUUAUCGGUGAAUGGGGUGAACCUGAGGAAUGCAACUCAUGAGCAGGCUGCAGCUGCUCUGAAACGGGCUGGCCAGGCAGUCACCAUUGUGGCCCAGUACAGACCUGAAGAGUACAGUCGUUUUGAAUCGAAGAUACAUGACUUGCGAGAACAAAUGAUGAACAGCAGCAUGAGUUCUGGGUCUGGGUCCCUCCGAACAAGUGAGAAGAGGUCCUUAUAUGUCAGGGCCCUGUUUGAUUAUGACCGGACUCGGGACAGCUGCCUACCGAGCCAGGGGCUCAGCUUCUCUUAUGGUGACAUUCUGCAUGUCAUUAAUGCCUCUGAUGAUGAGUGGUGGCAGGCAAGGCUGGUGACCCCCCAUGGAGAGAGCGAGCAGAUCGGUGUGAUCCCCAGUAAGAAGAGGGUGGAAAAGAAAGAGCGAGCUCGAUUGAAAACCGUGAAGUUCCAUGCCAGGACGGGGAUGAUUGAGUCUAACAGGUCGAUCAAAACGAAACGUAAAAAGAGUUUCCGCCUCUCUCGAAAGUUUCCAUUUUACAAGAGCAAAGAAAACAUGGCCCAGGAGUGCAGCAUACAGGAACAGGGAGUGACAUCCAACACCAGUGACAGCGAAAGCAGUUCCAAAGGACAAGAGGAUGCUAUUUUGUCAUAUGAACCAGUGACACGGCAAGAAAUUCACUACGCAAGGCCUGUGAUCAUUUUGGGCCCAAUGAAGGACCGAGUCAAUGAUGAUCUGAUCUCUGAGUUCCCGCAUAAAUUUGGAUCCUGUGUGCCACACACCACCCGGCCCCGGCGUGAUAACGAGGUAGAUGGGCAGGACUACCACUUUGUGGUGUCCCGAGAGCAGAUGGAGAAGGAUAUCCAGGACAACAAAUUCAUUGAGGCAGGCCAGUUCAAUGACAACCUCUAUGGGACCAGCAUCCAGUCAGUGCGGGCAGUGGCAGAGCGGGGCAAACAUUGCAUCUUAGAUGUUUCCGGCAAUGCUAUCAAGAGACUGCAGCAAGCACAACUUUACCCCAUUGCCAUUUUCAUCAAGCCUAAGUCCAUUGAAACACUUAUGGAAAUGAACCGACGGCAGACAUAUGAACAAGCAAAUAAGAUCUAUGACAAAGCCAUGAAACUGGAGCAGGAGUUUGGAGAAUACUUUACAGCCAUUGUACAGGGUGACUCACUGGAAGAGAUUUAUAACAAAAUCAAACAAAUCAUUGAGGACCAGUCUGGGCACUACAUUUGGGUCCCAUCCCCUGAAAAACUCUGAAGAAUCCCCUCCAGCCAUUCUCUUGUGAACAGAAGAAAUCAAGUCCCUCUUCCCUCCUCCCUCUUCAUUCCUAUCCCUGUGGGGAGAACAAAUGACUACUGUUCGUAUCCCCUUUUUUAGAUAUGUCAAAAAUUGAGUUUUCUAGUCCUGUUCUUUCUUUUUUUUUUAAUUUUGGUUUUGUUUUAGUUUAUUUUGGGGGAUGAUGCCAUCUCACUCAUCAUGUGACUGUGCCCAUUCCUGCAUGGACCUUUCCCAAGCGCUAGCACAGGUGCAAAUCCAUCAGAGCCAUUGUUUUAAUAAAAACCAAGCAGAAGCGAAGAGAAGCGAGGAGGACUGAUGGAAAGACAGACUCUGGACAGCUGCACGGCUUGUGAAGUGAGCUAAAUGCACCAUGUGAUGAUGUGCUCCUGGGCAUUUCUACCCACCUGUACUACUGUCUUGCAGCUCAGAAUGGUGCAACGUAAUGGCAACAGAAAGUAUCUU
Fukomys damarensis (Damara mole-rat) is the source of this 3152-nucleotide messenger RNA. It is a transcript of the gene Dlg3, whose product is annotated as discs large MAGUK scaffold protein 3. The transcript has 21 exons. NCBI's taxonomy places the organism in Eukaryota, Metazoa, Chordata, Mammalia, Rodentia, Bathyergidae. Gene Ontology annotation, biological process: chemical synaptic transmission. The record is from RefSeq and is a predicted model, not a curated record. Gene Ontology annotation, cellular component: neuron projection; neuromuscular junction; postsynaptic density membrane. Gene Ontology annotation, molecular function: kinase binding. Bases 63 to 2669 code for a protein of 868 amino acids.